AAAUGAAACGAUGUCCUUUGUUGUAUACACACUCCUGCGAAGCGUCGAAAAUAUUUUCGCCAUUUGAGGAUAGUCCCGGAGGCCCCGGAGCCUGGAGGGCGCGCGCGAGCAUUCGGGCGCAUGCGCCGCGCGUCGUUGGCACUCUUGGCAAGUAGUUCGCCGCCGACCAUUGCUGUCAGCUGGACGAUCCCGUCAGAUGGUGUCGUGAAUCCCGUAAAAUCACAUCGAUCGGAGCGCGACGGAGUCAGAGUCAAGAUGAGCGGUGGUAUGCCAGAGCUGGGCUCGAAGAUCAGCUUGAUCUCGAAGGCGGAUAUUCGCUAUGAGGGUCGUUUGUUCACCGUCGAUCCACAGGAGUGCACGAUUGCCCUGGCUAACGUACGUUCCUUUGGAACGGAAGAUCGAGAAACUCAACUUCCUGUGGCACCACAAAAUCAAGUGUAUGAGUACAUUCUGUUUCGCGGAUCAGACAUCAAAGACAUCAGAGUUGUCAACAAUGUUAGUUCUAUCCCCAACGAUCCAGCUAUCGUGCAGAUGACGGUGCAGCCAUCUAUGGGUCAGCAGUCGUAUCAACCACAGCCCAGCUAUGCUCAUCCGAUGAUGGGCCAGAUGGGUCCGAUGGGUGGCCAAUAUGGAGCCCCCUAUGGCAUGGGUAUGGGAGCCAUGGGCCCGGUAAUGGGAAUGCCAACUGCAGCUAGAGAUCCUCGUGGAAUAAUGAAUAAACAGCCAAGUGAGUUGAGCUUGGGCUCCGCUGAACCCAAUGCCAUCUCUAUCCCAAACUCACUGCCAACGGCCAAUAUCGACCCAUUACCAAAAGAUCAAUCUCUGGAAGAUGGUGUACUAGACCUUAUCAGUGGUGGUUCCCGUUCUACCACUCCUACGUCAUCCUUAUUGACAAGGAAAAGUCCAACUAUGGAUCAAGGUAUUCAGGUAGGACAUGAACAACAGCAGCAGGGCAAUAACAUUGGCAAAUUGAAUGACAAGACAAAUAUCAGGAUCGUCCAACCGCCUCGUCGAGACCAUGAUAGCCACGGAGGUACCAAAAACAACGCGGGUAUGUCUCACUACAAUGAUACGAAGAGGGACAUGAAACAAGAUGGCCAAAAUCAAGGUCAUAUGCAGGGUGGUCGAGGCAACCGUGGUGGUUGGGUAAACCGCGGCAACAUGAGAGGUCGAGGAGGCCGAGGAGGCCGAGGACGUGGUGGUUUCCGUACAAAUAACUUGGAUGGUAUCCGUACAAAUAACUUGGAUGGUAUCAAGCCUAAGAUGAAAUUUGAUAACGACUACGAUUUCGAACAAGCUAAUACUCAGUUCGAAGAAUUAAGGUCGCAAUUUGCGAAAACGAAGAUCGAUGGUACUGACAAUGAAAAGAAAGACGACAGUGGAAACGAGACAGGUGCUGGCGAAGGUGAACCCGAGGAGGAACCGGAAAUUGUUCACUACGAUAAGUCGAAAUCAUUCUUUGAUAAUAUUAGCUGUGAAGCUGUUGAAAGGAGUAAAGGGCGAUUCCAACGCACGGAUUGGAGAACGGAACGAAAACUGAAUUCAGAAACAUUCGGUGUAGCUUCUACAAGACGCGGUACAUUCCGCGGCCGUGGUUACUACGGUCGCGGAAUGGGAGGCAUGUUCAGAGGUAGUGGUGGCGGCAAUAACGUUGGAUUCCGCGGUGGCUAUCGAGGUAGCAGGGGCGGUAAUCGCAAACCCCCUAAUCAACUACAGAAUAACACGGGGAGUCAAAAUCGCGCGACCAACGAACAGUCUGCCUCUCAAUCGCAGGGAAAAGUUAUCUAAAUAAAAAAAAAGAAUCUAAUUUGUCACCGGUAUGGCGUGAAAAAGUAAAAUAUGCCGGGGAGAGAAUAAAGCGAUGUGCUGCUAUGUAUAAGUAUACACAACUAUAGAUUAAGAUUUUUACGAUAUGUGCUCUACGUUAUGGACUGAUUUGGGUUAGAAUUUGGCAGUCGAAUAACA
Messenger RNA from Mycetomoellerius zeteki, 1965 nucleotides. It is a transcript of the gene tral, whose product is annotated as LSM14 family protein trailer hitch. NCBI's taxonomy places the organism in Eukaryota, Metazoa, Arthropoda, Insecta, Hymenoptera, Formicidae. The coding region runs from base 121 to 1788 and encodes 555 amino acids. The transcript has 7 exons. Gene Ontology annotation, biological process: P-body assembly; cytoplasmic stress granule assembly. Gene Ontology annotation, cellular component: P-body. Gene Ontology annotation, molecular function: mRNA binding. The record is from RefSeq and is a predicted model, not a curated record.